Entamoeba invadens IP1 is the source of this 2070-nucleotide messenger RNA. RefSeq lists its product as hypothetical. The transcript has a single exon. The coding region runs from base 1 to 2070 and encodes 689 amino acids. The record is from RefSeq and is a predicted model, not a curated record. Lineage: Eukaryota; Evosea; Mastigamoebida; Endamoebidae.
AUGAAGAAAGGAGUUCUACUAACUUUUUUUCUUUGUGUUACUUUAGGUAUACGAUGGUGCUUUGAAUACGAAAACGUUGUUUUUUGCACAAAUAAUAAUGAAAGAUGUCGAGCCGACACAUCAAAUAAUAUUACUAUUAAAGAAGAUAUCCUUGUAUUAAAUACAAAAGGUAAUGUCACUGUAAAAUGUUUCCAGACAAAGUUUUUAAAAAUUGAAGUUGGAAAUUUAGUGAACCGAAUUGACCUUGUUCUUAAUAAGACUGAUGUAGAAAUUACAAACAAAGAAAUGUCAUAUGAAAAUGUUUAUAACAAGUCGAUUGUUAUUUUGCCGUUUAAGUCGUCAUCUUUAACACAAAAACACGACACGGACAAUUGUGGAAAAACAUCACAUUGUCAAGUUUGUAUUGGAUCUGGUACUGAUAUUGCUUGGUGUUCGCGAUGUCAAGAUGGAUACACGUUAAAAUUUUGCUUACUUUUGGAUGCAUAUUACUGUGAUUCAUCUGACUAUAAUCUAUGUUCUGUAGUCUGUGAACAAUAUAACAACUAUACAACUACAAUAAAUAGCAAUAAAUGUUGUGUUAACAACUGUUUAGUAGGGACAUGUUUAUCUACCAAUGUUUCGACGAGAGGGAGGUGUACUCAUUGUGAAUACAAAUAUGCAUUAAAUGGUGAAACUCCCGAAACUUCAGUAUGUAGAUUAUACAAAUAUGCUGAUGCAACCCAUUCUUGUAUAAGGAGUGAAUACACAAAUCCAGAUAUUUGCAUUGAUUGUAAUUAUCCUGGAAUGCCCAAUUCUAAUGGGGAAUGUGUUGAUUGUUCUGACAUAGUUGGAUGCCUCUUUUGCAGUCAAACGGAAUAUAAGUGUUAUAGGUGUGACGUCAAUUAUUAUCUUGAUAAUAAAAUUUGUUCCCAAUGUUCACCCACAUGUAAUGGAUGUAAUACAACAACUGGAUAUUGCACCAAAUGUCAAAUUAAUUAUGUCGUUACCGAUCCCAUAUCUCGUGUUUGUGAGAGUUGCCAAAUUUUUGAUUUUAAUUGUGUCGACUGUGAAGGUGGAGGUUCCAGAAGUUGUUAUAAUUGUAGAGAUGGGUAUUACCCCGACCCUUCCACUGGGAAGUGUAUUUCUUGUGAUUUAACAUGUGAGUCUAAUAGUUGUGAUGUACACACGGGGGUAUGUAAACAAUGUGUAAAUGAUAAAUUUGUAUUAAAGAAUAGCACUGGAAGCGUCAGUUGUGAGGCUUGCUCAGCAUUUGAUUCCAAUUGUUUUGAAUGUUCAACAACAUCGCGAAAGUGUAUCAUAUGUAUAAAAGGGUAUUACCCAUCGACUGUUUCUCCAUUCAAAUGUAUUCCAUGUGAUACAAGUUGUCAAAAUGGGUGUGACACUAUAUAUGGUAAUUGUUAUAGUUGUUCAUCUGAUCAAUAUACCAUUAAUUCAGAAACACCAACUAAAUGUCAGAAAUGUACUGACUAUGAUUCAAACUGUCUUGCCUGUUCGACAACAAGUCGUGGAUGUAUAUCAUGUACCCCUAACUCAUCAUAUUUGGAUGGAAAUAAAUGUAAAAUGUGUGAUAACACGUGUUCACGUUGUAGUAUAACUGGAAGUUGUAUAUUAUGUAAAAGUGGAUAUGUUCCUUCGAUUGAUACGACUUCGAAAGGGUGUAUUUCGUGUUCGCAAUUUGAUUCGAAGUGUAUUACAUGUGAAUUAGCAACACAACGAAAAUGCAAAAAAUGUGUUUUUGGGUAUUACCCUUCAACAGCUGGUACGUGUGUUGAAUGUGAUCCGUCAUGCAAUGGAAAUGAUAAAUGUGACCAAUUAUCUGGUCUUUGCUUCAGUUGUACAAACAAUUAUGUUGUGACAUCACCAUCAACAAUAACUUGUGUGAAUUGUUCUGUAUUUGACGAACAUUGUGAUGAUUGUGGCAACAGUGGACAACGAAUUUGCUUAAAAUGCAAAGUUGGGUAUAGAUUGGAUACAAAUAAAACGUGUGUUAGUUGUGAUUCGACGUGCCAACCCAACACAUGUGAUAUAUCAACUGGAAUAUGUCACAAUGUAUCACCAAUUAUAUUGUAA